Messenger RNA from Macadamia integrifolia, 2721 nucleotides. Its product is annotated as beta-glucuronosyltransferase GlcAT14B-like. Bases 1011 to 2276 code for a protein of 421 amino acids. The transcript is spliced from 5 exons. Gene Ontology annotation, molecular function: glucuronosyltransferase activity. Lineage: Eukaryota; Viridiplantae; Streptophyta; Magnoliopsida; Proteales; Proteaceae. The record is from RefSeq and is a predicted model, not a curated record. Gene Ontology annotation, cellular component: membrane.
GUUUACCAUUUACAACUUGUGGGAUAUGGGCUUCAAAAUCAGUCUCAGACCUCUAUGGAAAAUAUCAAAUCUCGCAUUUUGAACAUCUUGAUGAGAACUUUCCUUUAUUACGACUUAGGAGUGGCUGCUUCUAGAGUUAAUAUUUUCCAAUUCUCAACCCUUUCUCCUAAUUUCCUUCUUGGGCCCCUCCCCCGCAAUCCAAGGAAGUCUUUUGUCAAACACCUGAUAGGCGAAGGUGAUUUCUUGUGCUGAUUCUGAUUGGCUGGCAAACUCGAUUAUGGAAGAAUCUCAACUUUGCUGUAUUCACGUUUCUGGUGCUGUCUGGUGUUUGUAGCCAUAUUUUUUUCAGGUAAGUGGCUGGCUGCUGCUCAGAAAAUAGAUGGAAAGAGCAGAAUAAGAAAGAGAGAGUGCAUACGUGGGAUUGAGGGAUUGAGGGAUUGUGGGAAGAAGUGGUUGCGGGUCAGAGUCGGCAUGCGUGAAUCCCGGAGCAAAGUCUUUGUUUAGCAUAUCCUGGCCAUCCGAUGGGGAUGAUAGUGACAGAUCUAUGACAUCAAUCAUGAUACGUCCAGGUACGCGCUCUUCCAGCGUGUGAGGAACGAUUCUGCAUAUUGGGGUGUUCUUAUCAUUUUGUGGAGACUGGAGAGAGUAAACGAGAGGAAUUUUAGAAAAGCCAGAGCAAACCCAAUUCUGACGUUCGAAUCUCAUGGUUGGGAAGAUUUUUUCUGUCUUCUAUUAUUUAUAAAAUUUGAAAAUUUUGGAUUCUCUUCUCUUCUCUUCUCUUCUCUUGACCCUUCCCCUCUAUACUCCUCUUUGUUAUCUCUCUCUCUCUCUCUCUCUCUCUCGUAUCUGCAGCUGGACGUGCAAGGACGGGUUUCUUGUUGCAUCAUCACAAUCAUACCAGAGUAUCCUUUCACAACUCGAGGGACAGUGCUUUAUAGGUUGGAAGAAGUUUGACGAACAAGAAGUUCAAAUUUAAAAUGAUGAGAGAAAUUUAGCAGAUCCCACGAACAAUGGAGCCCUUGAAUGUGGAGAAGAAAUGGGUAUUCCCACUUGUUAUAAGCUCCCUUAUCGGGGUUUUCCUCGUUGCUACUGCCUUCAAUAUGGGUCUUGUAUCUUCGAUGCAAACAAUCAAUUCACUAUUCUCAAUCUUCCCAUCACGAGUCGCUGUAAACCAGACAGACCCUGUUUUUGUUGAAUCAAAGGUUUUGCCUCCACCAUCAACCCCUCAGUCCCGUAUUCCUCGAUUUGCAUAUCUGGUCUCUGGAUCAAAAGGUGAUUUGGAGAAGUUAUGGAGGACUCUUCGUGUGCUUUAUCACCCAUUGAACCAGUAUGUCGUUCAUUUGGACAUGGAAUCACCAGCAGCGGAAAGACUAGAGCUUGCUUCUCGUGUAGAAAAUGAUACCAUCUUUGCAAAGAUAGGGAAUGUGCACAUGAUUACCAAAGCUAACAUGGUUACUUACAGAGGACCCACAAUGGUUUCCAAUACCCUUCACGCCUGUGCCAUCCUUCUCAAGAAAAGCAAGGAUUGGGAUUGGUUCAUAAACCUCAGUGCUUCAGAUUAUCCUCUCAUGACACAGGAUGAUAUACUUUUUGCAUUUUCAUCAUUGAACAGAAGUCUGAAUUUCAUAGAGCACACUAGCUCUCUAGGAUGGAAAGAGGAUCUAAGGGCAAAGCCAUUGAUUGUAGACCCUGGACUCUAUAAGUCAAUUAAGUCAGAUAUUUUCACUGCGACUGAAAAAAGGGCACUGCCUACAGCGUUUAAAUUAUUUACUGGUUCGGCAUGGAUGGUUCUGUCGCGAGCAUUUGUGGAGUAUUUAAUAUGGGGUUGGGAUAACUUACCAAGAACCCUCCUCAUGUACUAUGCCAACUUUGUUUCCUCUCCUGAAGGUUACUUCCACACGGUCAUUUGCAAUGCUCCAGAGUUUGCAGUUACUGCUGUCAACCAUGAUUUGCACUAUAUCUCAUGGGACAUGCCUCCGAAACAACACCCACAUGUCCUUAACCUUAAUGAUACAAAAAAGAUGAUCCGUAGCAAUGCUCCUUUUGCCCGAAAAUUCAAACAAGAUGACCCUGUUUUGGAUAAAAUUGACAACGAACUCCUCAACCGAAAAUCUGGGAGCUUUGUUCAGGGUGGCUGGUGCUCUGGUAAUCCCCCUUGUUCUGAAGUUGGGGAACCAACCCGCCUUAAACCAGGACAAGGAGCACAUAGGCUUGCAAAACUCAUGGCUAGGAUAGUUCUGUCACCGAAGUUCAGAGGUAACUGGUGUAGUAGUUGAAAGUAUUCUUGCUUGAGGCUGGGAAGUUUUUAAUUCAGCACAUAGCAAUUACCCAUUAAAAGAAUUUAUUCCAUGGAAUGGUACCCAUCAAUGGCUGACUAUCUCUCAUGUGACAAGCAAUUUUGUAGUUGGGUUGGACCUUGUGGCUUUAAGUUCAAGCUGCCUACUGCUAUUGGAUAUGGGAAUUCUAUUUUGAUCAGGACUAAAGAUGGAGACCUGCUUUUGUCAACAGCAGUAUGUAACUGGCAUCAGUGGUCUAUUUUAUUUGUUGGUGAAAGGUCAAAAAAUGCAGUUAGUGUCUUUGUAAUUAAAGGGCGACUAUGUUAUACACCUUUAUGGUAACUCCAUAGGUUUUCCUUCAACAUUCAAAAUUUAGGCUGGUUCACCUUUCAAAUUCUAGCUCUGUAUUCCUUUUACUAUAAAUAUAUAUAUUUUUUUCCAACUA